AUGAUAUGUCCAUAAUAUUUAUUGGAUUCCAUCAAUAAUUGCAAUGAAAGAGUAAUAAAGAGAGCAUAUGAAAGACUGGAGGGUAAACAAGUACAAACUAAAUUAAAUUAAGAAUCUAGUAGAGGUGUGUUAAUAAUUGAAAUAAUCUCUAAGGACACAAUUAAGUUUACAAAACGUUCAGGAAAAAAAGACGGAUAGUAAAUUUCUAUUAAAUAUUUAACAGAUACCAGUUCAUUAGCAUUAUUACUACUAGCACUUUGCAGCUAUAAAUUAUAUGAUUUUAAUUUAAGUCAUUUGAUCUCUUACUUCGGAUGUUCUCAAGAGACUCCAUCAAUAGAUUCACAAGAAUUUGACUAGGUAGAAUGGCUCAAAUUAGAGUUAGAAUGGAUAUCGAUACAAUCCUUAUAAAAAAUGAAUCAGUUAUAAGAAUGCAUUGGUAAAAUAGAGAUUGUUUAAAAUUAAAUAUCAAAGAGCAAGAAUAGAAAAACCUGGGCUUAAUUAGAGACUAUUUUAGAGUAGAAGAAAUCCUAUUUGCAAGAUUAUGUGGAUAAUAAAUAGAAAUAAUUUUAAGUGUAUACUGAUGAAGAGAAGGCUGCUUUAGCAAAAAAAUUAUAAUAAUUAUUAAUAAAAUAGGAAUAGGAUCGAUAUUUUGAAUAAGAAGGUUAUCCUGCUUAUUUAAUUAGUUCUCAAUGGAUAGCUCGUUUUAGUUUAUACACCAAAUAUUAUGAAUUAACAAGGGAAAACCCAGAUCAAUUGAAAUGCUUCAUAGCAAAAAAGAAUGUAUAUCUAAUCAUAUUAUAUAAAGAACUCAAUGGAAGAUGAAACAUUUGUAGAAAUAUUUAAAUAAUACUGUAAUCAAUAAACAUAUGAAGAAUUGGAAAGAAUGUCGAAUUCAACUCAAAAUAAUAUGGACAUUCAUAUCUGUCCAAUUUAUAAUGAUGAUUUAAUUGAUAUAUAAACUUAAUUUGAGAAGGAUCCAUUGAAGGCAAAAAGUUAUUCCAAUUAUGCUUUAAACAAAUCUAUUAGAGAGAAUUAGAAUUUCAUCUUUGUAAGCAGUCAGAUAUGGAGAUUAUUAUAUGGAUUAUUUGGAGGAGUUGAAAUAAAACGAAUCAUCUUAUGUAGAAGUAGACAUGCAGUUGAAACACACUUAUUUCAAGUUAGAUGCUAAUUAUUCCCAUAACAAUAAUAAAGGAUAAUAAAUUUAUAAUUUAAUGGAAACGAGAGAAUGGAAGACCUUGUUAAUAAAGUAAAUAGGAUAACUAAUUAAAAAGUCAGAAAUAUUUGGAAGAUUCCUAAAGAAGCUAGCUAAGAGGAAUUAAUGAAAAGUUAAUCAGUUGUUGGUACAAAAUUAAGUAAAGAUAAUAUAUUAGAAGUAUUCUAAAUUAUUACAUUAGUAAGCUGAGAUAGGACCUGAGGAAGUGUUACUUUUAGAAUUAGAAUAAGAAUAAUAUAGAUUAGAAAAGAAAGAGAAUUUAUAAACAAUAUCAAUUCCAAAUAAAUGCAUGAGUUGUGGUAAUCAAGAUUCUCAACUCUAUUUAUGUGAAUGCAGAAGUGUUAAAUAUUGUAAUGAAACCUGUCAAGCUCAUGAUUUAAAGAAUCAUUAAGAGAUUUGCAAAAGUAAUUCUACAUUUCAAUUUAGAAAUCAUUGAAAAGGAUUCCUUAAUCAAUUAAUUAGCUAAGAAAUAUAAAGUGAGGCCUCCAGCUAAAAUAGUCAAAAAUUCAGCCAAAGGAAUAUGUGGAUUAAGCAAUUUAGGAAAUACUUGUUUUAUGAAUUCGAGUCUGUAAUGCUUGAGUAAUGUCACUGAAUUGACUGAAUAUAUGAUAUACAAUACUUUUCUCUAGGAUUUAAAUGAGAAGAAUCCUUUGGGAACAGGAGGGAGAUUAGCAUGCAAUUAUGCUGAAUUAUUAAAAGAACUAUAUGAAUCAUCAUCAACUAGUAUAGCACCUUGGAAUGUUAAAAAGAUAAUUGGAUAACAAGCUCCUCAAUUUAACGGUUAUAGUUAAUAGGACUCUCAGGAACUACUCUCAUAUUUAUUAGAUGGAUUGCACGAAGACUUGAAUAGAAUUAAAAAGAAGCCUUACAUUCCAGAUGUAGACUACAAGGGUUAGAGUGAUUAGGAAUUCGCUGAUCUAUAUUGGGAUAAUCAUAAAAAGAGAAAUGAUUCUAAAAUUACCGACCUCUUUACAGGAUAAUUUAAAUCAAGAGUAGAAUGUCCUGAGUGUAAUUUUGUAUCUAUUACCUUUGAUCCUUUUGUUACAAUUUCAUUGCCUAUUCCCAGUAAAGAAUUUGUUUAAUUUCAAUUUUAUUUAAUUUUCAGAGAUUCUAAACAAACACCUUUGAAAAUUUAAUAAACAUUGCAAUCAACAUAGACAGCUGGAGAAAUUAUAGAAAUUAUUUCAAAACUUAAGAAUAUAAAAGCUGAAUAUCUAAAAUUCUAUUCAUUAUAAGAUUCAGCUAUAAUUGACAACGGAAUUUCGUCAGAAUAAACUAUCAAGUAAAUUAAAGAGUCUUAAGCCACAACAUUUUUAUAUGAGGAAUUCGAUGAAAAAAUUGAUAAACCUAUUUCUAAAUAUGAUUCCAAAAUCAAAUCACCCUAUCAUUAAGUGCUUUGUAAUGUUAGGAAAUUCGAAGAGAACAGACUGAAUCAAUAGAAUUAUAGGACAUCUUUUACGAGGAUCUGCUAUGUAGAUAGUCAAACAACAUAUUAAGAACUACACCUGAUAAUAUAUUAGAUCUUUAGAACUCAUAUCAUAUAGAUUAGUGAUAUCACUUCUAAUUUAAAUCUGAACAAGGAAUUUGAACAAUUCUUAAAGAAUGUAAAAAAAUGCAUUUACAAAGAUGAAUUUGAAGAAUAUUAGGAGUUAUUAAAAUUAAAAGAGAGCAUAUAUUAACUCCAAGAUGAUAACAACAAGCUUUUACCAUUUACAGAUAAAUAAAUCGAAGGAAAUGGGAAACCAAUAAUUCUAAAUGCACAAUUUAAGUUGCGUGCUGAACUGUUAAAACUAAAUAAAUGUGUUGAUGCAGAAUUUACACUCUAACUUCCUAAUUAAAGUUCUAUGUAAGCAAUCACAUUGAAUGAUUGUUUAAAUCAGUUUUGUUAAGAAGAAGUCUUAGGAGCUGGAAAUGAGUGGUAUUGUUCUAAAUGCAAGAAACAUUAAAAAGCAAAGAAGCAAAUGCAAAUAUAUAAGGUAUUAUAUAUCAUCUGAUGCAGGCACCCUAAAUUAUGAUAAUGCAUCUAAAAAGAUUUAGAUCCUCAAGGGUCACAUAAUUUUAUGGAACAUAUUCAGUUGGAGGUGUGACUAAAAUAGUAUAAUAUGUAGAUUUCCCUGUUGAAAACUUUAAUAUACAGCCAUUUAUUUUAGAAAAGGUAUUAUUAUGAUCCCAAAUUAAGGAAUCUCAACAACCAUAUGUUUAUGAUUUAUUUGCAGUUUCCAAUCACUAUGGAGGAAUGGGAGGAGGACAUUACACUGCCUAUGCCAAGAAUCCAAUGUAUAAUGCUUGGUUUGAUUUUAAUGAUUCUCAAGUAAAAGAGUUAAGAUCAAGUCCAGUCACAGAUGCAGCAUAUGUUUUAUUUUAUAGAAGAAGAAAAGUAAAAUGA
This is a messenger RNA of Paramecium octaurelia, 3599 nucleotides long. The record is from the annotation of a GenBank genome assembly. Lineage: Eukaryota; Ciliophora; Oligohymenophorea; Peniculida; Parameciidae.